Topomyia yanbarensis is the source of this 1263-nucleotide messenger RNA. RefSeq lists its product as uncharacterized. The coding region runs from base 445 to 1263 and encodes 272 amino acids. The transcript is spliced from 3 exons. NCBI's taxonomy places the organism in Eukaryota, Metazoa, Arthropoda, Insecta, Diptera, Culicidae. The record is from RefSeq and is a predicted model, not a curated record.
ACAAUCGCUUGCUUUUCGACCAGUCAGUCAGUCAGUCAGUCGGUGUUUUGAUUGUCAAUCGCGCGCAACCAACCUGUUCGUUGUGGGGUAUUCUGUUGGUCUCCGUCGCCGUUCGAGAGUUUAGAGAAGGAUUUUUCACUUGCAAUGUUACGGCGGAUUUUGAUGAUCUAUUAAAUUGGGAGGUAUUGUGCUGUUUUGUGUGAACGUUCAGAAAGAUAAUUAAAGUGUAGACGGUUUUUUCGGUUGACAUUGUUUGGUGUUGCCAGUUUUUUUUUUGUCUGGAAAUAAUCUUUCGGAAGCAACAGUUAAGGUUGGGAUGGUGGUACCGUGAAGUGAAACUGUGAUUCAUCGGAGUAGAUUGUUGGUUUGGUGUUAGGAAAGCACUCACUAUUUCGUUGUGUGAUCGUUUGAAAGAAAACAUUCAAAAUUCCGCCACUAGCGAUAAUGUCGUCCACAACGCACGAGGAGGAAGAUCAGGACCACGAUCAGGAGAUUAACGUGGACGCGGAUUCGGACUCGCACUCGCGGAUGUCGUACAACAGCGGCGGGUCCGAGGAUAUUGACCUGGACGGGAAUGGGAGCUCGUGCUACGAUGAGUCCGAUAUUGCUAGCGAUCACCUGACCCGUUCGGAGCACACGACAACACCGACGACUCGAUCGCCCCACGAGAACCUGACCUUCAGCAUAUCCCGGCUACUGUCGAAACCGUACGAAAAAGCCGCUCAGCACAACAACCACCAGCACCACAAAGACCGGGGGGACCAGCUGUCCUCGGAGGAGGGCGACAGUCAAAAGAACGAACAUCACAUCACCGUCAGCGGGCUGCACUAUUCGGCCGGGGCCCUGUACAGCUAUCCGAUGUACCCGGGAGCGGCGGGACAUGUCCUACGAGUGCCUCCCCAGCGGGGACCGUGUAAUCCGCUGAGCUGGUCGCUGCCUCCGCUACAUCCGGCCGCACUGGCCCACCAGGCCGUCAAGGAUCGGCUAGCCGACAGUUCCACUUACGGACGGGGUACAACCAAUCCAUCGCGCGAUAUUCGACGCUACACGAAGCCAGCAGGUCGGUUUCUGCCAUGCAUCGUCGUCGUAGUUUCCCCCCGAGCCCAAAGAAUGCCCGAUAAUAAUCGAUUGUGUGCCGAUCAUAUGGGCGAUAUUACCACCCAUAGAGGCUUUAUCCUCAUCAUCAUCAUCAUCAUCGUCGUCGUCGUCUUAGUUGCCGCCGUAAAUAUGAAGAUGGUGACGACAAAGGCGGCGACAUCGUAG